Molecule: messenger RNA, 1483 nt
Organism: Daphnia carinata
Lineage: Eukaryota; Metazoa; Arthropoda; Branchiopoda; Diplostraca; Daphniidae
Product: alpha-(1,3)-fucosyltransferase C-like
Exons: 1
Coding region: 40-1425 (461 amino acids)
Cellular component (GO): membrane
Molecular function (GO): alpha-(1->3)-fucosyltransferase activity
Source: RefSeq, a predicted model, not a curated record
UCAGCGCAACACAUCAACGCAGUGUGUAACGCAUCGAUCAUGUUGAGACUCGCAAUCGUUAAGAAAUCACCUGUUAACAUAGCGAUUCUCUUGAUCGUCGUGGGAUUGUUAGUCAAGUCAAACAUUUUGUUUUGGUCUGCGUUGCCCAGUGAUGCCAGUCGAUCGACUACCGUCCAACUACGUCGUCAGCAAAAUCAGACGAAGUCAAGCGUUUUGUUUUGGUCUACAUUGUCCAGUAAUGCCAAUCAACCAACUACCCUCCAACUACGUCUUCAGCAAAAUCAGACGAAAACCACGAUGUCAAGCGAUUUGCUUUCAACCGCGCUGUCCAGUAAUGGCAAUCAAUCGACUACCGUCCAACUACGUCGCAAGCAAAAUCAAACGAAAACCAUUCUCGUAUGGAAUGGUUCCGCCCGCGCCGAAGUCAGCGUUUUCGGUUUGGGCCACAAAGCUUUUAUCAACGAAAAGUGUGCGUACACGCAAUGCGACAUGACAAACAAUCGAACGCAACAUCCAAUCGAGUAUUACGACGCUGUUGUCGUCGUGUUCAACGACGAAUUCACGUCAAAAGACGAACUGAAAAUGCCAGAAUUCAAAAACGGACGCAAUCCCAAUCAACAGGUCGUCUUCUUCACUCAAGAAUCACCGUUGACUUUGAAAGCUUACUACAACAUGAGUGACCUAUCGAACUUGUUCAAUUGGACAAUGACUUACCGACUGAACGCCGAUGUUCCUUUCGUGUACGGUCGGAUCACGCCGAAAGCAGGUGCUCUCAAACCGGAAGAGAUUGCGCGUUACAGGCAAAAUGCCCGGCGUCCAGGAGGUCCGUUGCGCAAUAAAACAGUUGCCUGGAUGGUGUCGCACUGCCAUACGCACAGUCAAAGAGAGACGUACGCCAAAGAGUUAAGGAAAUACAUAGACGUCGACAUCUACGGUAGAUGCGGCAACUUGUCGUGCGCUAAACACGACCUGCAUACUUCCAGUCCGCAGUGCUACGAUAUGCUCGAAUCCAAAUACAAAUUCUACUUGUCUUUCGAAAAUUCAAUUUGUACAGAUUACGUGACUGAGAAAUUCUUCAAAAUUAUGGAUCACCAUAUCGUUCCCGUCGUGUACGGCGGGACCGAUUACACCAAACACGCACCGCCACAUUCGUUCAUUGACGCCAGCAAAUUCAGUAAGACGAAAGACUUGGCGGCUUACCUGAAACUGUUGGACGCUAACGACGCGCUGUACAACGAAUAUUUUUGGUGGAAAGAUCACUACCGUGUUGAGUACAGCAUCAACGAUAGGUCGCGUCACGCCUUCUGCGAUUUAUGCCAAAAGCUGCACGAGCCUGUCAACUUCAAAUCUUAUAAAGAAUUAGUGUCCGAAUGGGGUGACGGUAAUCAAUGCAAACCUUUCGAUCCGUCUACGAUUUCAAAAUGAUUUUGGGAUUGAAUCACGUGAAUCACGCAGAACGAAGAGAAGAAAUGUUUUUCUACAU